UUAGUUUGUUGAAGAAUGGUCUUAAUGGGCUUUAGAGAAAGUCAGGAGAGAGUUUACAAAUGGCUCCUCUGAAUUGGUCAGACAAAGGAACGAGCUUUUCUGUCUUUUCGAGAAGAAACAACUAAUCAAUGGCGGAUGCUAACGGUGAUGAUCUAGCAGAAUCGCUACAGAGUCUGUUCACGAACGUAUCAUCCAUGGUGAAAUCCGAGCUCCAGGGAACGAGCAAUCAGAUGGAUCUGUUGGAGAAGAUGAACGCGAGAGUUGCGUCGGAGUACGAUGAUUUGGGUGACGUGGCGGCUGGGCUCAGAGUUUUCGCGGAGCAGAUGGUGUCGAAAAGCGGGGGCUUUGACGAGUUCGUGGAGCAGAUGGACGCGAUAGAGAAACAGGUGUCGGAGUUUGAAGCUGUCAUCUCCCUUCUCGAUCGCUAUGUCUCUGUCCUCGAAUCCAAAAUUCGAGCAUCGCCGCCCAAAUGAUUCUGUUACAGAUUGAUUCACCAUUGUAACAGUCAUCAUCAUCCUUGUGGUUGGUUGAAAUCUAGAAUCCUAAUGCAAUGCUAAAGUGUUUUUGAGUCAAACUAGUUGUUGUGUUUCUCUGUUGUCUAUUGUCUUUUGUCUCUGUUUCAAUCUCUUUUUUUUUUUGUAACCAUCUCUGUUUCAAUCUCUAUACUAAAUUCUGUUACAAAAGUAUA
This is a messenger RNA of Raphanus sativus (radish), 688 nucleotides long. RefSeq names its product biogenesis of lysosome-related organelles complex 1 subunit 2. The record is from RefSeq and is a predicted model, not a curated record. Bases 129 to 473 code for a protein of 114 amino acids. The transcript is spliced from 2 exons. Lineage: Eukaryota; Viridiplantae; Streptophyta; Magnoliopsida; Brassicales; Brassicaceae.